Molecule: messenger RNA, 3206 nt
Organism: Aaosphaeria arxii CBS 175.79
Lineage: Eukaryota; Fungi; Ascomycota; Dothideomycetes; Pleosporales
Exons: 1
Coding region: 1-3015 (1004 amino acids)
Source: RefSeq, a predicted model, not a curated record
AUGGACAGAGGGAAGUGGAGUGAGCAAAAGCGAGCACGAACGGAGAACUCGCCAAGCCCAGAUCGUACGAACAACAAUGAUCGCAAACGUCCCAAGAUCGCUGGUCCUUUCGUGAUUGAUUCUGGCUCGGACGAUGAUGAGGAUGAAAAAACAACACAUGGAAGACCGGAACGGGUUCAGGGAAACAAGGGUAUUCUGGCUUUCCCAACAAAACAGAACUUUGAAAGGGAAUCUUCAGUGGCACACAGCCCUAAGAAGCCAUUGCCAAAGAGCAACCAUUCUAAUCGCGAAGAAACUUCGGUGGUUCUAAAUGAGGAGCAUAGAACGGCCAAGAUUCUUCACAAGGACACUGCAUCUCCAUCGGCCGGAGGAACACUAAACGUAAAUCUACUCAAACGGUUGCUUAGCAAAAACGCCAAUAAAUCCACUGUCGCUAGUAACGACCCAGUGCGCAACCGGGAGGCAUCCUCUUUUCCCAAUCCCAAUGCCAAGCGCGUCCAAAUCCAGAACCCAAAUCUGUCCCAACAGAGAGAUGCAAUUAGUCCCAAAGAUGCACCGACAAAUGCGCCAAGAACUGUAUACCAAAUUCCUACCAGCAAGUCCAAGAGAACGGAGAAUACGAAUUUUAGUGUAAACGUGGAUAAAACUUCUAAGGACACACGCACCUCCACUAGACAGCCCGUUGUUUCUAGCGAUCAACCAUUCAACCGUUUCUCUAGAGAUGUUGGCAUACACAGUGCGAACACCUUCCAAGGACGAAGCAGGGAACAAAGCCGUUCGAAAACCACUCCCGGUGAUGCUCAGCGACUCAAAGAGGGCCAUGACGGUAGCAGAACUGUUCCGAUAGAUUCCCAAAAACGUAAUGAGGGUCAGAGAUCAAUCAAGAGUCAAGUUAAUUUGGGGCAUGCUCCUCUGGAUUCUAAGAGGCGGGAUGGAAUUCAACAUAAUCCAAACAUUGCUCAGAAAGAUUCUUAUAGACAAGGCGAGACUCAGAAUCGCCAGAAAAUCGCCUCGAGAGAAUCUCAGCCGGACAUAUCCUCCAACUUACAACGUCCAUCUCGCACAACAGAAGACAAGGCCGGUGAAUCUCGAGGAAUGAAGCGCGAUGCGCCUCGAACAGUCUCAACCGGCAACAUGACUCCAAACAGGAUGCAUUCAUCACCUACUGUGCGCCCUGUAACAGCUAUCAACGAUUUAGAAGGUCGUCCAUCAUCAACGAAAUCGACUACCUCGAUUGCAAAAGGAAAUACAAUGUCUCAAGUCCAGAGGAAGAAAAUACCCCCUCCAACUACGAAGGCAGUCGAUGAUCCAAUACCUGAGUCCAGAAAGCUUAAACACGUACCCAAGGAAAAUGUUAGAGUUCCCUCUCGAGCAGCAAGAGUUGAUGUCAUGGAAGAGGUGCAACCAAUAGUGUCGAAAUCGUCUUAUGCAAUGGAUAGAUAUCAAAAGCGCGAUUCAUCAAAUCCUUCAUCUGAACCUGUUCGAUACAAAGAUAUUGUUGCCAAAAAGCAUCCAGCAAACACCGGAAGCAUCAGGCCCUCUACUGGAAAUUUAAGUGAGCCUACGAAAGAGGCUGGUGCUGCUUCACAAGGCGUCACCACGAGCCAUGUCAACACCAUCCCGUCACAAGAAAUGAAAGAGAAACCACUCAGUGGAGCAAAUGAGGUUUUCGGAGGCCGGUGUACAAGCAUUAUCAGCAACAAUGACUUCAGCGACCAGGAAGAAGCCCAACUGUCUUCCACUGAUAUCUGGAAGAUGGGUGCAGCUUGGAGUCAGAAAAAGGAAAAGGAACCUGCCGUCAGUUCUUCGAUAACAUGCAAUCAAGAGCAUCUCGCUCAAGCACUGAGCAGCGGCUUGCAGGCCGAACCUAAGGAUAAAUCAGGACAAUUACUUACAUCACAUGUUCUUUCAGCGCAGGUCCUUGGUAACGUGGGAGAGGAAAUUGAGCUAACAGAAUGUGAGCAGCGCGACACCCCAGAUCGAAGUGUCAAGAUCUUUUCUGAGAUGACGAAUGAUCCAGAGUGGCCAAUGGACGCUGGUCCAGCAUCACCUAGAGCUAUCCCCUCGGUUGAGAUUGAGGAAAUAGAUGGGCCAGGUGAGGUAAAUGCAGACGUUGGUGCCGUUGAGGAAUAUUCGGACAUGGAUUUGACAUACGAUCCUGAGCACGACAACUAUGCUUCUGAAGUUCUUUACGUCAAGUGCCCCGAAGACGGCCCAAGAGAGUCAGAGGAACCUAUCCCUUUCUUCGAAUAUUCCAUCCGCCAACAGCUCUUCACGGCCAAUGCGGAUCGCAACACAUUUCCUAUCGAGCGGCCUAUUCUCACCUCAUUCAUCUCCCUUGACGAAGCGAAUGCGCAAGUCAUGGCUCUUAUCGAUGCAAUGCAAUCCCACUCCAAUCACUACGGCAUCCAAUACCAAGAGUGGCACCAUCGGCGUGACGAAAACGAUUGCGUAUAUUUCCAAUGCGCUUUCACAACCCCCGCAUCGCCCACAAUCCUAAUGCACCAUGCGAUUUGGGUCAACCGAUACCCCGUUUCCAAGUACGAGCAGCGCCCCAUCCCGUCCAGCCGCGACGCCGCUCCCUUUAUCAGCAAGAGCGUGUUCGUACUCCGCCUAUCACGCCUCGUGCUCCCGGAUGCCGCCGUCUCACUGCCAAGCACCCCAGCAUCACCCAUUCACCACGCGUCCAAGUCGCCUAGCCCAGCAGCCCCGAUUCGCCAAUUCCAUGCUCUUCCUGAAUCCUUUGCUGAGGCUUACACGCUUCUCACCACUGCGAAUUAUUCGGCGAUGAGGUUGCAGGUGCAUCUCAGCCACAAGACGGGUGAUGUGAACGCCGCGGAGCGUUUGUGGCAGGAGAAUGAUAACCAUAGGUUGUAUGACAUGAUCAAUGCAUUGGACAAAGCAAUGCAUGGAUCGAAGGAAAGCUAUUGGCACAGCGUGUUCAAUGGCUUGGACGGUGAGCGAUUCGAGAUUCAGGUCGAUAAGGUCACCUUGUACGGUCCAAGGAAUAUCUAGGCUUGAUGUCAAGAUGAUUGGUGCCUGCGGAGGCGGCACCGGAAUCCUUCAGAGGCGUGCAUUCGGGCGCAGCGAUGAUCGCGGUUUCGGCACGGCUCGAGAACGGUCGAUGCAGCCGAACGGACAUGCACAUUUGACCGGAAUUUGGCUUGUAUGCAGGCCUUUUGUUUGAGUGGGAUGGAAUAAUCUGC